GGAUUUUAUUUAAUUUCCCUCUGGGAUUAUUAAAGUAUUUUGAGUUUAACUGAAUGCUUUCUUGCCAGUUCAAGAGAAGCUUGUGGCACACGUUUUCGUAAUUCAACUUGUUUCAUCAGCUAGGUGUGUUGUGUAUCCUGAACCUGAGGUUUUUAACAUAUCCAGCAGAAUGAUUGGUUAUUUUCUUUGGGUAACCAUAGCAAUCUAAACUGCUUUAAUCAACUAUUUAUACAUUUAAAUUAAAUUUAAACAUUAAAAGUAUUUAGUUUAUAAAUUUAGCUAACUCAGAAUAAACAACCAUAUUACUGUGAUUUUACUUCAUUCCGUCAGACAAUGCUCUAUGCAAUUACAUUGCAUUUACAGUGAACAUUUUUACAUUUUGUCACAUUAGAACCACAAACUUCUACUGUGGUGUAUAGAAUAUAACAAAACAAAGUGGCACAUUAUUGUGAAGAAGAAAGAAAGAACACCUGGUUUUCAAGACAUUUUCCAAAUACUAAACUGUAGGUUGCAUUUGAAUUCAGCCUCCCUGAUUAUUCUAGAAAUAUAUUUUGGUGGACUUACUGCUGCAAGUCAUUUGAGAUAUGAGUGGGCCAUUCUGCUACACAAAUAUGAUUUUAUAUAAACCAACAAAACAUUAGAUAGAGCCUUCACAAAUAUUAAAGGAGCUUUCAUGACAGCCCUCGCCUUGAUUUAUCAGACCAUCAUUCUGUAAUUUUAAUUCCUACCUGUAAGCCCCUGCUUACUAGAGGAAACCCCAUUUAGAAGUAGGUGAGGGUCUGGACUGUGGGAUGUGUGUCAGCAUUACACACAUCCCAAUGCACGGUCUAGGAUAUGGACUCAACACCCCCCUUGUGUAACUGGCUGUCUGAUUCCCUCACAGACAGACCCCAGUCUGUGGGGGUUGGCAAAAAUCCCUCACGGGUCAUCUCUCUCAGCACUGACUCCUUCUAUGUACUAAGCCCACUGCUCUUCACCCUGAUGAACAAUGACUGCUAUGCCAGAACAACAAUGAACUGGCUUGCUGAGAGGAGGCGAGACACCUGAUGGACUAGUGUGAUGCAAACAAUCUAAUCCUGAAUGUCAACAAAACAAAAGAAAUUGGCGAUUUCAGAAAAAAAAGAUCAACAAAGUCACUCCCCCCUCCUCAUCAAUGCUGUCGAGCGGGUCAGCAGGAUUAUAUUCCUGGGGAUACAGAUCACAGACACUUUGACUUAGUCCCUCCAUACCUUUGGUCAGGUGACGAGAGCACAGCAACGUCUGCACAUUUUGGAUGAGAAGAGCAAACCUCUCCCUUCCCAUUCUCACCACUUUCUACCGAGGCACUACAGACAACAUGACAACAGCAUCUCUGUCUGGGUUGGGACGUGUGAUGCCUCUGAUUGGCAUUAUGUAGAGAGAGCGGUGAAGACAGCUGAGAGAAUAAUCAGGACUGGUUUCCAUCUUUGACACAGCUCGCAGUCACUGCCUCACCAGGGCUCGGGCAAUCACAAAAGACCCCUUCAGUCCUCACCAUUGUUUGUUCUCCUUGCUGACCUCUGGCAAAAGAUUCAGCAGCUUCAAAUUAAGAAAAACGGCUUCAUCCCUCCUGUGAUAAGACUGAUAAUCAGUGGAAAUAUGUAGAAUACUUGUUUUUAUUCUAUGUAUUCGUACUAUUUUUAUUUUUCUUGACUCGUUUUCAGUUUUUAUUUUAUUUUAUCAAAAUUUGAAAAUAUGUUCAAGGCAUAUGAAUGCUUUUGGCAAUAGACACCCUAUUUAGCAAAACCCCCACGGUGAUCUAGAAAUAAACUGGACCAUAACUUUUGUUUAAGCUCGUGAAGCGUAUUUUAAAUUAAUUAAAAACAUUAUUGUAUCUAGAGAUUUCUAGCCUGGGGCUAGAAACGUUUCGCAAUCAUUUCCUAGCCUCAGGCCACCGUACUGCGUCAGCUGUGAUGUCAUUAGCAAAAACAAGGUUCACAAAGUGGGUAUUGAAUGCUUUCUUCAUCCUAACAUCUGUUCCUAAUUAGAAAUUAUCCAAUUUAAAAAUCCACGGCGGAACGUUCGGCUCGCUUGCGUUGUAGCGCAUGCGCUCCAUGGUUUGUUGCGUCUCGCUUUUAUUUUACUAACGAGAUUUAGCUUACGGGACGCUAGCGUCAUGCUAAUAUCGAGGUGAAUAUCUGAUGUCAGCAGUAAACAGUAAUAAUAUUUAGCGUUAAAUCACGUCACGCUAUCACCUGCUAACCAGGGAAUCCGAUACCGACAAAUAGAUGUCUGGCUGAUCCAAACCAAAAGCACUCCUAAAGAUUUUCCCCAAGCAGUUUUGAAAGUGGACACUAAAGGACAGACUCGCAAGGUGUCAGGACACAGUGGACCAUGUCGGACCUGGACACCCUCAUCGUGACCUUUCAGAGCCAGCUCUCCGAUGUGAUGGAGGCUGUAGUGAAGACGGCGAUGUUUGAGGUGACCAGGCUGGUGGAGGAUGUCUUCAUGAUGGAGGUGAGGCGCAGCAAACUGGAGGUGGACUCGCUGAGGCUGCAGCUGCAGUGGACUGGGAGCAAACGCGGCGGGGAUGCAGAAAGGACCGACGGGUCUCUUGAGUUGGAGAGCAAUGAGGCAGAUCAGAGUCCUGUCGUGGUAAAAGCAAAAGCAGAGGAGCAUGACACAAUGAGUGACUGCGAGGUGAAGAAUCCAGAUGGUGCAGUAGAACAUUGGUUGUCAAAUGGCAGGGAAGAAUCCAAGACGGAGUCAGCAGACAAUCCAGAACCGAUCCAGAGCCCUGGAAGAGAGUCUAAGGUCGCAGGAGAAAAGGAAAUCAUGGCAUCUAUGGAAAUGAAAGAAGAAGAACUAAACAAACUGGCCUCUUGUUCUCUGCAUUUGAGAGAGUGGAGCAGUACUUCUGCUCGUGAAGCUGAACCAGAGAAUGCAGGUGACUUGGUUGAGGCACAGCCGACACCAGCCCAAACAUACAGUGAAGAGCUGCAGAGAAAUGUCAUUAAGAGAGACCCACACAUGUCCACUGAUUGUGCGUAUCCCGAGAUCCAGGACGAAACAGAAGUGGCGGCGGACCAGACCGAUGUUCUAGCUUUUGAACUUAAUUCCAAGUGGGCUGACUUGGCGGCCACAGCAGCUGGGCUCCAGCAGAAUCACAAGCUUGGCACAGAACCUGAGUUUCCAGGCCCACCUAAAGGUUCAGUGAAUUAUCUGGAGCAUGAGCUUUCUGGCUCUGCCAGAGCAGAUGCUCAGUUUACCUCAGUCAGAGAUCAGGUUUCCUGUUCGGAAUCUCCCAAAGCCAGACUGCGAGCCAACAACACGCCUAGCGUGAUCGUUAAAGAAGAAGUCCUUAUCGAUUCUGAUGGGUUUACAGAAGGGGCGAGUACAGAAAAGAAAGCUGGGACGCAAUCAUUCACCGGUUCGUUACAGAAACAAAGGAUGAACUCAGCACAUAAACCAAACCACUUCCACCACAGAUCCUCAGCACAGGAGGCAGUGAAGCUCCAGUCUCAUAGGGGUUCAGGACUCAGGCUACAGGCAGCCAUACAACACCUCCACCGACCAUUGAAGAAGUCUCCACAGAGACUAUCAAACAUGACAGCAGCAGCGCUCUCCGACCCUCGCUCUCAGGUUGCACCUUUAAAUAACCCUAACAGGAUUUCCCCCACAUCCAAAGCCGCCUCAUCUUUGCAGCCACUGCAGCGCGUUCACCUGGGUGACAAACAGACCGUAGCUCUGCACCGCGCCAGUGCCUCUUGGGUCAGCAUCAAAUCCCACAAUCACCCUGCAAACUGCCAUCAGUCGCCCCGCAACCCCGUCUCCCUUCCUGACUCUCCACUUUACAGGCCCUUCCUGCGCUGCGAGGAGUGUGACAAGAGCUUUCCACAUCCCAGCAACCUGAAAGCCCACAUGCAGAUUCACACAGGCGAACGGCCUUUUUGCUGCCCGCUCUGCGGCCGCAGCUUCACCAAGCUCAGCAACCUCAAAGCCCACCGGCGCGUCCACACAGGCGAGAGACCUUACUGCUGCUUGGCAUGCGGCAAACGCUUCACCCAGAAAUGCAACCUGAAACGCCACCAGAGGAUCCAUCUGGACGUUUGACCUCAGAGAUCUGAAGGAAAAAGAAAAUUCAUGAGUGUUUGUGUUUUAGCGUAAGACGGUCAGGGCUCAUGUUGCAGUGCAGCACAGUUGGUGGGCUGCAUCAUGAGACUACAUCUCUAGAUAUGAUUAGUUCUGUGCAUUCCUAUGAAGCUCACCUGUUUAACCUCUACAAGUGUGCUGGGCUCACUGUAGGACGACAAACACUGUGUGUGGCGUGUGUUUCAUAUUGUUAGAUGAACCAGCUAAUAGUUAUACCAGAAGCUAAAUGUUUAGAGUCAUUUCUUACGUGGACUGAAAGUUAUUUCUAAAGGUACAGUGUCAUGAAAAAGUGUUUGCCCCCUUAAAGAUUUUUGCUAUGAAGCAGCAGUUUCAUGUUCCAAAUCAACUUUAAUAUCAGACUAAAACCAAUAGAAAGCAACCUUGUCCUGGGUUGAUUUGAUUGAAUAGUCCCAACUUAGUCCUAAUUCCUCAGUCCCAACUGAGGAAUUACCUAUAUUUUUGAUGAGUGAUAGACAUCAACAAUCAAGAUAAUCAAUUAAAUAGAACUUGUCUGAUAACAUGAAAUCAUUUCUUGGAUUUCAAAAAGCAACACAUUAUCCCCUUGUCUAAACAAACUUAGCAGAUGAGAAAUGGUACUCAACAGCCUGGAAAGGGUUACCAAGUCAUUUCUAGAGUUUUGGGAGUCCAGUGAAACAAAAUUCAGUCUUGAUCCACACAAAGCGAGAAAAUGUGGAAUAGUAGUGAACUUUCCCAGAUAUAGUCGGUCUACCAAUAGAAUACAAAGGACCCCAGAGCAACAUCUAAAAGCACUGCCAGCCUUACUUCAGUGAAGAUCAGUGUUCAUGAUUAAAAACUAAAAAGGCAAGGCAAAAUCAUACCUUGUGUAUGAUGUUGCACCAUUCAACAUCAUACACAAAGGGAAUUCUGUGUAUGAUAUGGGAUGUGGAAAGCAGAAUCAUCCAUGGAAGAGUUUCAAGCCCAAAACUGUUGCUGACAUCACUUUGAAUUUUGGAAUAAGAUUCUGUAAAUGUUCUGUGUCCUUUUACAUCCAUUAGAACAUGUCCAGCCAUCAGUUUAUGACCUUCAGCUCAAGCGCAUUUGUUCAGCAGGACAAUAAUCCAAGGUGCUAAUAUGUUCAAAUUCUAAGGCUCAAAAUAGCAUCAUGAAGGUUUUGGGGUGGUAUAGUCACCACCCCAGUGUCUGAACUUUACUGUCAGGAACUUUAGGUCAAAGUUCAGACCUAAAUGUGGUUGAAAUACUGCAGCAUACAUGCCCAAUGACACAACCUUUUACUUUGUUCUUUUAUGCAUAAAAGCAUAAUUUGAAAACUGCUUUUUGUGUUUUCUCUGGUUAUAGUUGUCUGGUAUUAGAUUUGUUUAAUUUCAAACAUUAAAGUGUGACUAGAAAGGAAAAGCAGAUGCAUUUCAACAUACUGCUAAGGGGCAGUUUUUUCACUUUAUUAAAGUGAAAAAAGAAAGGAUUCCAAUUUAAAUUUUUGCUGUCAGGAAAAAUGAGUUGGCCUAAAAACAUCUCUUAUUUAAUAUUGGUUCCUAUAGUAUUAAUGACCACAGCACUCAUGAGCUAGAGCACAGUUUCUUACACAAGUUAUUCCGAAUGAUCGCUACUGACUGAUAAUUGUAUUAGCUCAAAACUUUGUUUUAAUCCUAAAUUAAAAUUCCAGCAUUGUUAUAUGAUGUAAAAAUGUCUUCUGAUAUAUAUAUAUAUUGUCUCACAUUGUAAUACUUUUA
Messenger RNA from Xiphophorus maculatus (southern platyfish), 5819 nucleotides. Its product is annotated as zinc finger protein 394-like. The transcript is spliced from 4 exons. The record is from RefSeq and is a predicted model, not a curated record. Gene Ontology annotation, biological process: regulation of transcription by RNA polymerase II. Lineage: Eukaryota; Metazoa; Chordata; Actinopteri; Cyprinodontiformes; Poeciliidae. The coding region runs from base 2353 to 4071 and encodes 572 amino acids. Gene Ontology annotation, molecular function: DNA-binding transcription factor activity, RNA polymerase II-specific; RNA polymerase II cis-regulatory region sequence-specific DNA binding.